Solenopsis invicta (red fire ant) is the source of this 1143-nucleotide messenger RNA. RefSeq names its product proteasome subunit alpha type-3 (gene Prosalpha7). The record is from RefSeq and is a predicted model, not a curated record. Gene Ontology annotation, cellular component: proteasome core complex, alpha-subunit complex; proteasome core complex; synapse. Gene Ontology annotation, biological process: ubiquitin-dependent protein catabolic process. The coding region runs from base 150 to 914 and encodes 254 amino acids. NCBI's taxonomy places the organism in Eukaryota, Metazoa, Arthropoda, Insecta, Hymenoptera, Formicidae. The transcript has 4 exons.
AUGGCGUGGAGUCGCCGGUAGCGUGACUGUCGCAAGUGCUAGCAAAUGCUGACUUGUUUGAUUUUCGCCUGGUCACGUCGCGACGGACGCGUAAACAAUUUUUCGUAUUUCGACUACUAACGUCGUUCCUUGAACGUUUUCUUUGAGAGAUGAGUUCUAUAGGCACAGGAUAUGACCUGUCCGCCUCACAAUUUUCGCCAGACGGGCGUGUAUUUCAAGUGGAAUAUGCGCAAAAAGCCGUGGAAAAUGGAGGGACAGUUAUUGGCCUACGAGGGAAGGAUGGCGUAGUGUUUGCCGUUGAGAAGAUAGUAACGUCGAAACUCUAUGAAGCAGGUGCUAAUAAACGAAUAUUCAAUAUAGAUCAGCAUGUUGGUAUGGCAAUCUCUGGUAUAAUAUCAGAUGCGAGGCAGAUCGCAGAGACUGCAAGAUCAGAGGCUGCUAGUUACAAGGCACAGUAUGGAGUUGGUAUUCCAUUAAAGUAUUUAAACGAAAGAGUCUCCAUGUAUAUGCACGCGUAUACUUUGUAUUCUGCUGUACGCCCCUAUGGUUGCUCCGUCCUACUCAGUGCUUAUGAGACAGACGGUCCAACGUUGUAUAUGAUUGACCCAUCAGGAGUAUCGUAUGGCUAUUACGGUUGUGCAGUAGGUAAAGCGAAACAAUCAGCAAAAACGGAAAUUGAAAAAUUGAAAUUACCAGAAAUGACAUGUAAGGAGUUGGUUAAGGAAGCUGCUCGUAUUAUCUAUCUUGUCCACGAUGAACUAAAGGAUAAACAAUUCGAAUUGGAAAUGAGUUGGGUUGGUGCACACACUAACGGAAGGCAUGAACGUGUGCCGGCCGAUCUAAAAGCUGAAGCCGAAACGAAAGCACGGCAGGCAAUGGCGGAAGAUUCAGAUAGUGAUACCGAGGAUAUGUAAAAUGCGAUAUACAAAUACUGCCGUUAAAAUUCUUUGUAUUGUGUAGGCGAUAAUAUUAAAUAUAAUAUUAAUAUUCAUGAAUAUAUGCACUUUUAUGAUUUUAUAUGAUCGAAGUAAAGGAUGUUAUUAGUCCUACUGUUAGUGCUACAAGCUGAAGAGCCACAGCUCUUUUAAUUUCGUUGUAAUUGCACUUAUUGGAGGAAUGAAUUAUAAGUUCCUGAGUCCACCA